UGUCCACGGCCGCGUCAGCUUCUGCGUCACUUCCGGUGCGACUUCCUGCGCAGAACAUGGCGGCGCUGAGCGGUGUCCGCUGCCUGACCCGAGCGCUGGUCGCCGCCCGGAGCCCUGGGGCAUGGAGAAGCCUGAGUACGUCGUCCGUGGUGCACGCCGCCUCGCCGAACCAGGCUGAGGAUCUGCGGGUGGAGGGUGCCUUUCCCGUGACCAUGCUGCCGGGAGAUGGCGUGGGGCCGGAGCUGAUGCAUGCGGUCAAGGAGGUGUUCAAGGCUGCUGCUGUCCCGGUGGAGUUUCAGGAGCACCACCUGAGCGAGGUGCAGAAUAUGGCGUCCGAGGAGAAGCUGGAGCAGGUGCUCAGUUCCAUGAAGGAGAACAAGGUGGCCAUCAUUGGAAAGAUCCAUACCCCGAUGGAGUAUAAAGGGGAACUGGCCUCCUAUGAUAUGCGGCUGAGGCGCAAGUUGGACUUGUUUGCCAACGUGGUCCAUGUGAAGUCACUUCCUGGAUACAAGACUCGGCACAACAAUCUAGACCUGGUGAUCAUUCGAGAGCAGACAGAAGGGGAGUAUAGCUCCCUGGAACAUGAGAGUGCAAGGGGCGUGAUUGAGUGCUUGAAGAUUGUCACUCGAACCAAGUCUCAGCGGAUUGCCAAGUUCGCCUUUGACUAUGCCACCAAGAAGGGGCGGAGCAAGGUCACAGCCGUCCACAAGGCCAACAUCAUGAAACUUGGAGAUGGGUUGUUCCUGCAGUGCUGUGAGGAAGUCGCUGAACUGUACCCCAAAAUCAAGUUUGAGACCAUGAUCAUAGAUAACUGCUGCAUGCAGCUGGUGCAGAAUCCUUACCAGUUUGAUGUGCUCGUGAUGCCCAAUCUCUAUGGGAACAUUAUCGACAAUCUGGCUGCUGGCCUGGUGGGGGGAGCUGGCGUGGUCCCUGGGGAGAGCUACAGUGCCGAGUAUGCCGUGUUUGAGACGGGUGCCCGGCACCCAUUUGCCCAGGCAGUCGGCAGGAAUAUAGCCAACCCCACGGCCAUGCUGUUGUCCGCUUCCAACAUGCUGCGGCAUCUCAAUCUCGAGCAUCACUCCAGCAUGAUCGCGGACGCCGUGAAGAAGGUGAUCAAAGUCGGCAAGGUGCGGACUCGAGACAUGGGCGGCUACAGCACCACAACCGACUUCAUCAAGUCUGUCAUCGGCCAUCUGCACCCCCAUGGGGGCUAGAGCCCUUUAUUCCCAACCUCACAAGGACCAUACAUCCCUUCAGUGCAGUGGACCAGGGAAGAGCCCUUGAGCCUCUAGACAGUGGACCAUACCCACCUCUGGGCAGAGCCUAGGUUGUCCUGGGGCUGGCUCCUUAGGGACCUGAGUUGGUGGGGGGGGCCGCUGGGGGUGGGGCCCAGGCUGCAGGAUGAUGAUGAUUCUCACCCACAGGUUCGAACCUCUGACAUGGGUGGCUAUGCCACCUGCCACGACUUCACUGAGGCUGUCAUUGCUGCCCUGCCCCACUAGGCCCUGCCCUUCCCAUUAUCAUGCUUGUACAAGGUGUUCAAUAAAACAUUGGUCUGUCA
This is a messenger RNA of Oryctolagus cuniculus (rabbit), 1561 nucleotides long. It is a transcript of the gene IDH3B, whose product is annotated as isocitrate dehydrogenase (NAD(+)) 3 non-catalytic subunit beta. Gene Ontology annotation, biological process: isocitrate metabolic process; tricarboxylic acid cycle. Lineage: Eukaryota; Metazoa; Chordata; Mammalia; Lagomorpha; Leporidae. Gene Ontology annotation, molecular function: magnesium ion binding; NAD binding; oxidoreductase activity, acting on the CH-OH group of donors, NAD or NADP as acceptor. Gene Ontology annotation, cellular component: mitochondrion. The record is from RefSeq and is a predicted model, not a curated record.